Messenger RNA from Prunus armeniaca (apricot), 270 nucleotides. The record is from the annotation of a GenBank genome assembly. Lineage: Eukaryota; Viridiplantae; Streptophyta; Magnoliopsida; Rosales; Rosaceae.
AUGGAUAUCGCCACAGUAGAAUACAUGUUGCAUGGAAUUUCUUCUCCUCUUCGCCAGUGGAGUCCUUUCUCCAUCCUGCUUGUUUUUCAGUCUGACUGCUCUGCCUCAGUAAAGGAUCGAAUGGAUGCAAAGAAUGCCAAGAAACCUAGCCCUGCUUUAGAGUUGAUGCGGGUUUUCCCCUUCCUGAAGGCUUCUCCUCUCCUGCAGACAGUUACAUUAAGGGUGGGCAAUGUGCAUAGUCUUGAGCAAAUGGUCUUCAACGCCGCCUGA